UGUUUUCUCCUUUCUUUCCUUUGAGAAUCCUCCCUGCCCUUCUCCUAAAGGAUUGAUUAUUUUGGGAGAGUGGCAAGGAUCUAUACGAUGUCUUUCUUUUACCCAUAGGAUUAACUAGGGCCUCAUAAAAAAUGUCUUCAUCUAACGACGAUUCAUCACCUAGUCCACCUUCUGCAGAUAGUAAUAGCUCUUCUUCUAACGAUAACAAUAACAACAAUAACAAUAACAAUAAUAACGACAAUAACAAUAAUAACAACUCCCAACAUUCGUCUGAUUCAUCUAAGGGAGGAUCGCAAUCCUCUCCACCCCCGCCACCGCCUCCUCCACUGCCACCACCACCACCUCCACCGCCGCCACCCCUACCAGACUCUCAUUCAAGACAUAAGUCACCACCACUACCAAAACAUUCUUCAAAUGAUAGUAACAAUAAUCAUGAGAAAGCAAUACUUAUAGGAAUUGCUGCAGCAGCAGGAUUAUUACUUCUUGUUAUGCUAGUUUUUGUCAUAUCUUGCUGUAAAAGGAAAAGAAGAAGACCACGUGAUCAAAUGGGCUUCUACAGGGAUAAUUCUUAUAGAGCCAAGGGUGGUGACUAUUAUAACAAUGAACAACAAGGGAAUUGGAACAACAACAAUGUCCAAUCUUCAGAACAUGUUGUUAAAAUACUCUCUCCAACUAACAGUGCUGGUGUAAACUCAGAAUAUAGCUGGCCAAUAGCACCACCACCACCGCCACCAAUGAGCAAUACGAGCUCUGCUAAUUUCUCUGGCACGCAACGUAGCAACACGAGCUCUGCUAAUUUCUCCGGCACACAACAACAACAACAACAAAAACGAAAACCUCCGAAUAUGCCACCUCAAAGCCCAACAAAUAUAUCAUUUGGUCUUAACCAAAAAAAUUUAACUUAUGAUGAUUUAGUAACUGCAACUGGAGGAUUUUCUAAGGCUAAUCUUCUUGGACAAGGUGGUUUUGGAUUUGUACAUAAAGGGGUUUUACCUAAUGGUAAAGAGAUUGCUGUAAAAAGUUUAAAAUCUAAUAGUGGACAAGGAGAAAGAGAAUUUCAAACUGAGGUUGAAAUUAUAAGUCGUGUACAUCAUCGACAUCUUGUGUCUUUAGUUGGUUAUUGUAUUGCUGGAUCUCAAAGGAUGUUAGUCUAUGAGUUUGUUCCUAACAACACUCUUGAAUAUCACCUUCAUGGACCUGGUAACCCAGUAAUGGAUUUCCCUACGAGGAUUAAAAUUGCAAUAGGAGCAGCCAAAGGGUUUGCUUAUCUUCAUGAAGAUUGCCACCCUCGCAUUAUACACAGAGACAUUAAAGGUGCAAAUAUCCUACUGGACAACAACUUUGAAACCAAGGUGGCUGAUUUUGGGUUGGCUAAGCUUUCAGCAGAUAACUUUACUCAUGUGUCUACCCGUAUAAUGGGAACUUUUGGGUACCUUGCGCCAGAAUAUGCUUCGACUGGAAAACUGACAGAAAAAUCUGAUGUAUAUUCUUAUGGUAUUAUGCUUUUGGAACUUAUAACAGGACGUCGUCCUAUAGAUGUCAACAGUGACGGUGACAACUUAGUUGAUUGGGCUAGGCCAAUUCUUAGUCGUGCAACAGAGGGUGGAAAUUAUGAUGAAUUAAUAGAUCUACGCUUGGAAGGAAAAUUUGAUGCUCAGCAAAUGCUAUGUAUGGUGACUUGUGCUGCUGCAUCAAUCAGACAUUCUGCUAAAAGACGUCCAAAAAUGAGUCAAAUUGUACGUACUUUGGAAGGUGAUGUUUCCUUAUUGGAUGAUCUAAAUAAAGGAUCAACACCAGGUCAUAGUGGAAUUCCUGGAUCAGGAGAAAGUUCUGAAUGUGAUGGACGUUCAUAUGAUAUUAAAAAGGUCAAGAAAUCUGAAAUAUCAAGUGAAGAAUUCACAAGUAGUGAACAUGGCUCGACUGGUGAAUUUGUCCAUUCCAGAGGUGAAGCUUAAGAACUUUGUCCUCUUGGAACAUAGAUGAGUAGAGUUCAAAUUUAAAGAGAUAACAGCGUUACUAUUUAGGAAACAACCUCUUUACCUCCACAGAGUAGGGGUAAGGUUUGCGUACACACUACCUUCCCCAGACUCUACUUAUGAGAUUAUACUGGGCAUGCUAUUAUUGUUGUAAUAGCGUUACUUUGUUUUAUUUAUUGUAGACACAACAAGUACCUUCAAUCAAGACUUGAAGGAUGCUUUAGGUACUGAAAACUAGUUUUUUGUAUAUAUACUUCCACCAUGAAACAUAGAUUAGACUGACGGGUAAAUGUAUAGAUCUGCUCGUCAGAAGCAGCAUGACAUAGUGAUUUUAUAGGUUAAAUUUGUUUAUAAGUUGAGUCAUUUUGUUCUGUUUUGGAAUUUAAGACAACAAUAGUGCACUUUUUUUUCUUAGUUGUACCGAUAGUAUUAGUGUCGGUAUGAUAUCUUUUUAUUCUCAAA
Nicotiana tabacum (common tobacco) is the source of this 2438-nucleotide messenger RNA. Its product is annotated as proline-rich receptor-like protein kinase PERK15. The record is from RefSeq and is a predicted model, not a curated record. Gene Ontology annotation, molecular function: protein kinase activity; ATP binding. Gene Ontology annotation, biological process: protein phosphorylation. NCBI's taxonomy places the organism in Eukaryota, Viridiplantae, Streptophyta, Magnoliopsida, Solanales, Solanaceae.